GUUUGUUUACGUUUCCUUUUUGUCAUGCUCUGGCCUCUGAUCCUCCUCCUGUGAACAUUGAACCAACUCUCUUUGGGGCCUCACCAGCACGGCAAGCGAAUCACUGCCCGGUGGUGAUUUGCUUGUUUCAACAUCAAGUUAGAAGAACACUAAGGGAAUCGAUUAGUUAAAGAGCAAUGGCAGUAGCUAAUCGCACUUCUGUUUUGUUCUUCUUAUCCUUGGUAGCCGUGAUCCCAGUUUUGCAGGCUAAUAUAGGUGAAUUCGAUGCAUAUUGGCAGCAGAAGGCCAAGGAGGCCGAAAAAACCGCCUUUAAGGCGUAUAAUUCUCAUCCUGAGGUGAUCACCGAUAGUCUCGCCAAGCAAGUUGAUGCGACUUUGGUGGGUACAAAUGCCACGAGGAGGAACCUUAGAAAGUACAACGGCCCAUGCUUGGCCACGAACCCCAUAGAUCGAUGCUGGAGGUGUCGUCCUGACUGGAUGAGCGACAGGAAGAGGCUAGCAGACUGUGCCCAGGGUUUCGGCCACAAGGCCAUCGGUGGGAAGGAGGGGAAAUUCUACGUAGUAACCGAUCCCUCAGACAAUGACAUGGCUAAUCCCAAGCCCGGAACCCUUCGCCAUGCUGUGAUCCAAGAGGAGCCGUUGUGGAUCAUCUUCGCCAAGUCUAUGGUAAUUAGGCUCAACCAGGAGCUCAUAAUGACUAGUAACAAGACCAUUGAUGCUAGGGGAACACAUGUCCUAAUUGCCAAUGGCGCGGGCAUUACUAUCCAGUUCAUCCAGAAUGUCAUCAUCCACGGCCUCCACAUUCACAACAUUGUCCCGGGCAGUGGUGGCAUGAUUAGGGAUUCGGUGAAUCAUAUUGGUUUUAGAACAAGGAGCGAUGGCGACGGGAUUUCCAUCUUCAGUGCAGCCAAUAUUUGGAUUGAUCAUGUUUCCAUGUCAAAUUGCUCAGAUGGUAUCAUUGAUGCUAUCAUGGGAUCAACCGGCAUCACCAUCUCCAACAGCCAUUUCACUAAUCAUAAUGAGGUGAUGUUGUUUGGAGCAAACGAUGCCCACGUUGUAGACAAGAUAAUGCAGAUAACAGUGGCGUUUAACCACUUUGGACAAGGGCUGGAGCAGAGGAUGCCAAGGUGCCGAUGGGGUUUCAUCCACGUUUUGAACAACGACUACACUCACUGGCUCAUGUACGCCAUCGGCGGUAGCAGCCAACCCACCAUCAUCAGCCAGGGCAACCGCUUCAUCGCCCCUCUCGACCCCUAUGCUAAGCAGGUCACACAUAGAGACUAUGCUACAGAGGACACAUGGAGCAAAUGGCAAUGGAGAUCAGAGGGAGAUGUGAUGAUGAAUGGGGCUUUCUUUGUUGAAUCAGGGGAACCCAAAAUAGAAAAGUACCCAUUCUCGAGGCUAGAGAUGAUCCAAGCAAAGCCGGGGAGCUAUGUGACCAGGCUCACCAGAUUUGCUGGCGCACUUGACUGCAAACCAAACCAACCCUGUUGAUUCGAUUGAGUUUUCCUUUGGUUAUUUGUGUUUAUUUUUUAUUUUUGGUUUUUUUUGGGUUCGUGAAACCGAAAAUUUCCAUCACUGCAGUGGGUGCAUCCAACUUUGAGGAAAGAAGUUGGAGAAACAACUUGUAAUUUUUGUUGUUUUAUUUCUCCAAUUUUUUGUCUUUUUCUUUUUCAA
This is a messenger RNA of Rhododendron vialii, 1676 nucleotides long. RefSeq names its product probable pectate lyase P59. Lineage: Eukaryota; Viridiplantae; Streptophyta; Magnoliopsida; Ericales; Ericaceae. The coding region runs from base 177 to 1493 and encodes 438 amino acids. The record is from RefSeq and is a predicted model, not a curated record. The transcript is spliced from 4 exons. Gene Ontology annotation, molecular function: pectate lyase activity.